Messenger RNA from Papaver somniferum (opium poppy), 1877 nucleotides. RefSeq lists its product as uncharacterized. The transcript is spliced from 3 exons. The coding region runs from base 943 to 1647 and encodes 234 amino acids. Lineage: Eukaryota; Viridiplantae; Streptophyta; Magnoliopsida; Ranunculales; Papaveraceae. The record is from RefSeq and is a predicted model, not a curated record.
CCGGCUCUUGGGCUCUGAUGAUAAUGAUUUGAUUUUGGCUCAAGUUGUAUUUGAUGGAAAAGCUAGAACAUCAACUUGUUUUGAGAUCAGUUUAAUUAAAAAGUGCAAUAGUCAACUAAAUUAGUGGGUGAUGUUAACGAAGCGGAAGAACAGCAGGUGAAAAGAAGAGAAUUCAGAUUAAAAGCAGCAGAAAAGAUAAGAUUUGAAUAGAUUUGCCUCUGCUUCAACCCAAUUUCACACGACUCAUCCAAACUUUCGCCUCCUUCGAUCAGUCUGGCAUGGUGAUGUUUCUCAACUUACAAACCAACUUCAACAAUCCAUGAAUCUGAGAAAUGGAAGACAAUUUGAUAUUAAUGAAAUCAUUCGAUCAAGAUACCAGAACAAACAUCUCUUAUGGACUAAUUGUUUGAUUGGUACCUUUGUUGAACCAGUAGAAAGAAACUGCUGGGAUGUAAAAAAUGCACUGUUAUUUCAAUGGGAGAUUCAUGGAGGUAUUUCAGUCGAAAAAGCUAGUGAGUGGAUUUAUAUCAUAAGAUUUCAACAUGACUAUGAGAUGAAGAGGAUCUUGAAUUUGGCCACAAGAAGAGUUUUUGGUGACUUAUUCUGUAUCAAGAGGUGGGAAGCUACUGAUGACUUUGAAGAUUGGUACCCAACUGAGGAGAUGUUCUUCAUUACUAUCAGCAACCUAUCACCAGCUCAUGUUACAAGUGAUAAUCUCAGGAGAUAUUUAGCAUGUAUGGGAGAGAUUUUAUCUUUCUCUUAUCCAGUUAGGAAAACAAUGGAAGUUUCUCUAUCAUUGUUAGAGCAAAAAUCAGGUUUAGACAGAGAUUAAGGUUCAUAGUUCAUGCAGAAAAUGAAUUAGGUUAUGUCAACCCAGUGUACAUUGAGUUCCACAACUUCCCAUGUAACUUCUGUGAAUAUUGUGACUUAAUUGGUCAUAAGAUGAGAAACUGCAUUCAAGCUGAUCUUGCGCAACAUCAAGAUGAAGUUAAUAAAACACAUGCAGAUGAAGCUUUACUUGCUAUGCAGCAAGAAGUGGUUCUGCAACAAGAACAUAUGCAUCCAAUGAUUGUACAAGACAAUAUGGAAUUAUCUGAGGAUUCUCUCUCCAGCUCUUCUGUGGAGCAAGCUGUAACUGAGGUAACUUGUCAUGACUACUUAUCUCAAAUAGAUGAUGAUAAAGAGAACCAAAAUGAAUCAUUGUCUACACAAGUUAAUAGUGUUGGUCGUGUGGAUACUUAUCCUUCUGUUCAAAAUGAUGCACCUUCUAUAAACAACAUGGAUUCUUAUAUGUGGAAAGUUAUUCAGAAGAGAGACAGGUCUGGUAAUCCUUUCAAUUUUGCUUCUGGCAUUUGGAGUGAGGCCUCAUCUUCUCAGCAGCAAAACAAUAAUGAUAACACUGCAUACCUCAGGAACUGGUCUCUAAUGCAAAGUUAUUUCCAUUGGGAUAACCCUCCUCUUGUUCCCAAAAGGACAAGAUUAAACGGACUAGAAUUGACUUUGGCUCCUCCAAACCCAAGCCAAGUUGAAAUCAGGGUUUUGGAGGAAUCUGAGGUUGGAGGUUCUAUGAGAAAUUACCCUCAUCAAUGGUUCAAAGGGGAUUCUUCAAGUGGUAACACCAAGGCAAAAUCAAAUGAAGAAGAAUAGUCUAUCUAGAAAAUGAUCUCAAUCAAACAGCAGAACUAAAGUUAAGAUUUCAGGACUACCUACCAUCAGGGCCCAAAAGUUUUUAUCUUGUUGAUAUUGUUUUACUUUAGACUGCCUUUACUUUUAAUUCUGUAUUUGCUUUCCCUUUUAGUAGCUAAUAUUUUGUGUUUGUUGUAAUUUGUUUCAGUUGUUAUAUUAGUGAUCUUUUUACUGCUUUUGUUGUAGUAAUC